Molecule: messenger RNA, 2666 nt
Organism: Thrips palmi
Lineage: Eukaryota; Metazoa; Arthropoda; Insecta; Thysanoptera; Thripidae
Product: neuroligin-1-like
Exons: 12
Coding region: 1-1686 (561 amino acids)
Biological process (GO): postsynaptic membrane assembly; chemical synaptic transmission; modulation of chemical synaptic transmission
Cellular component (GO): cell surface; postsynaptic membrane; synapse
Molecular function (GO): signaling receptor activity; neurexin family protein binding
Source: RefSeq, a predicted model, not a curated record
AUGCGUGAGAAAUCCUCCGAGAACUGUGGAAGAAAAACCAGGAAGGCCGUGGCCGCCAAGCUGGCCCGCUACGACCUCGUCAUCGGCGUGGUCCGGGCCGAGGCCUUCCUGUCCUUCUCCUCGGCGGACGAGCAGUUCGGGCUGGAGUCGGACCGCCGCGCCAAGAUCCUCAAGAACUUCGUGAGGAACACGCUCAGCUUUCACCGCUCAGAAAUCCUCGCCACGGUGCUGAACGAGUACACGGACUGGGAGCGGCCCGUGCAGCACCCCGUCAACCUCCGCGACGAGACCCUGGAGGCGCUGUCCGACGCGCGGGUCGUGGCCCCCGCCGUGCUCACCGCCGACCUGCACGCCGCCGUCACGCCCAACCGCACCUACAUCUACGUCUUCGACUACCAGACCAAGUUCGGCGACUACCAGCAGCGGCAGGGCUGCAUCCAUGGCGAGGAGCUGCCCUACGUCCUGGGCGCGCCCCUGGCUGGCACCGAGGGGUUGUCCUUCUUCACCAACAACUACACCAAGCAGGAGGGCCUGCUCUCAGAGGCAGUCAUGACCUACUGGACCAACUUUGCGCGUACCGGGACGCCCAGCGACCCAGUGGAGGAGAGCGGCCGCGGCCGCGCCGAGCGGAGCCGGUACCGGAACCUGGAAUGGCCCGCCUACGAGCCCGUGCACAAGAAGUACCUCCAUUUGGACUUGAAGCCGCGCGUCAAGACGCACUACCGGGCGCACCGCCUGUCGUUCUGGCUGCACCUGGUGCCCGAGCUGCACCGGCCCGGCGGCGAGGGCGUGCCCGCGCAGCACCACCAGCUGGCCGACGAGGACGCCGACCGGCACGUCGCCGCCAACGCCACCAGGACGUCCACCACCAACGCCAGGACGCCGUCGGCCAACCCCAGCAGCGGCGCCACGUCCGUCACCUCCGCCCCCGCCGUGACGGUGCACCCGGGGGCGGGCGGCGCGGCGACGCACGGGGCGGACGGACUGCCCCCGGAGCCCGACGGCUUCGCGGCCUACUCCACGGCGCUGUCCGCCACCGUGGCCAUCGGCUGCACCCUGCUGCUGCUCAACAUGCUCGUCUUCGCCUGCGUCUUCCGGCAGCGCGACAAGCACCGGGACCGGGGAGACCGCGGCUCCAGCAGCGACGCUGGGAGCUCCGGCACGCUCAAGAAGCGGGCGGAGAACGGGCAGAUCCACGCCAGCGUCUGCGGCUCCGAGCACCUGCAGAUCAUCCCCGGCGGGCUGCAGACGGUGACGAGCGUGGCGCACCACAACCCCUACCACCACCACAACCACACGCUGCAGCUCGGCGCGCACCUGCCGCCGCCCGACGUCGCCGACCUGCCCAGGCAGCAGCAACACGUGCAGCACGCCGAGGCGGCGGUGGCGGGCGUGGUGUCGGCGGGGGCGACCCUGCCGCGGUCCCAGAAUGCCCCCAAAGCGCCCAAGGUGCCCGUCAAGUCGUCCACGCUGUCCGCCGAGUCGGAACGCUACCAGCAGCAGCAGCAACAGCAGCAGCAUCACCACCACCUGCACCACCUGCAAACGCUGGACAGUGCUGGCCUCGGCCAGACCAUGGGGCAGUCCAUGGGCAUGGGCACCAUGGGCAUGGGCACGCUCAAGAAGCGGAACCCCGAGUCCUCACACGCGUCGUCCUUGGCCAGGAUGGACGAGUUCCGGGUCUGACGAUCGGCGUCCUCGGCGGACUACGACCAGGGCGGCGCCGGGCACGGGCCAUCGCCGGCGUCCUCGUCCGCCGGGUACCAGGACCACAGCCAGAACACGCACUUCUAGGACACGCGUGCCACGGCCGGCACGGCGCAAGAGCUUGACCAAACCCGGGUUCGAAUCCCAGUGAGGGUUGGUCUCUCGAAACGCGAGAUACAUUGGGUAUACCUGCCUGGUCACGGGGUCACCAAAAAACCUUUGUGCUCUACAAUGACCAAAAAGUCUGUUAAAAAAGAAAACUAUUAGGAGAAACAACAGUGGUGUGAAUUCCGAAGCAAUCAAGAGGCGGGGCCUCAGAAACUAUGGAAGUAAGAAGACGCACUACGUCGGUGCCUCCUUGUUCAGCCACUUCUGUCUGUGAUAUUACUCUGCUUCUUAUUAGGAUGCAGAGAAAGAGACAAUUCUAAGAUAAUUUAUUGGUACACAAAAUUAAGGUGCAAUACUAACUAGGAACUCUUCUCUCGUUGGUGUGAUAAACUUGAAAAGUCGUACAUUUUACCUUAGUCAAUUUUUAUUUGGUUCCAGUUGGUGAGACUUAUCCAUUGUUUCUUCCAACCUCUACAUUUCCUUUUCUUUUUGAAAUGAUGUGGUCCUUCUGGCAAACCAUCAGAAUACAUAACUGUACGUGAUUUUUGUACUGCCAAAUAUUUUGUAAAACCAAAUAAUCCCAAUAUCAUUUACGGUUUUAUGAGAGUUAUUGUGCAUGAACACCCUGAAUUUCUGUUUCCUCAAGCUGCCAAGCAGUCAUCAACAGACUUUUUUUCGUUUUUGUUUAAUGUGUUACUCAACUACAUUCAACUAAAUGUUUCUCAUCCAAGUUGUUUUAUAAUGAAAUAAAAAUUGUUUUUGGUGUAUCAAAUAGGGUGCGAGACGAAAAGUAUGAACUGUAUUUUUCUUUUGAACUGAAAAUGUGAAUAUAUGUGACAAAAUUUUAAUGA